ACUAAUACCAUGGGUGUCUCCCACACUGCCUCUGGUUUUGCAGUCUCAUUUAUUCUCCACCACCCCCCACUAUCUCUCACACCUUUCACUAUAUAAGAAACCUCCUCCUUUUGUCAUCCCAGAAAACCACAAAUUCAGACAAAAUCACAACUCAUCCAAAUCAUCUCCAGCCUUAACUCUUUAAGUUCAGGAAACCCCAAAAUCAAAAGAAGAAGAGAUAUGAGUUCUGCAAGCAAAGCUUGGGUGGUGGCAGCAAGCAUUGGGGUGGUAGAGGCAUUGAAAGAUCAGGGAGUCUGUAGGUGGAAUUAUGCAUUAAGAUCAGUCCAAAACCAUGCCAAGGCCAACAUCAGACAAUAUUCUCCGGCCAAAAGUCUGUCCACCCCAACUUCUUCUGCUUUGUCAAAGAAACUGAGAGAUGACAAGUUGAAGCAAUCUGAAGAGUCCCUGAGAAAAGUUAUGUAUUUAAGCUGUUGGGGUCCUAAUUAAACCCCCCUCCCCUGCAUUAUUUUGUGUACAUAAUGCUAAAUUUCUAUCAGAAACAUGGCCCAACUUCCUUUUUCUUUA
Messenger RNA from Theobroma umbraticum, 564 nucleotides. RefSeq lists its product as uncharacterized. Lineage: Eukaryota; Viridiplantae; Streptophyta; Magnoliopsida; Malvales; Malvaceae. The record is from RefSeq and is a predicted model, not a curated record.